AUGGAUUCUGCAGAGCUCGCCCCGUUCCAGGAUAAGGUGACUGCCGCUUUGGUGCAGGUGACCCGUACUGUUGGUCAACUGUCAGCGGAGGACCUGAACUUUCAUCGUAACUCAAGUGCAGACUUCACAGAGUCGCUUGACGAGCAAAGCGAGCGGAUUCUUGCGUUGACAACUGCCGUGCUCAAGGCUGCCACCGCCGGAACCGAUGUUAAUGCGCCAUCACUCGAUACAGAAGAUUCGAUUGAGGACAAUUGGCGUGGUGUGGUGGACGUGAUCGACUCGCUUCUCGAGAAAGCCGAUGCUUGUUUGGAUGAGUUCACGGGUGUGAUCAAGAAGUUGAGCCCCUCGCAGGAAGAGCAGGCUCCGGUGGUUAGGAAAGCGCCCAAAUUCCCAACGACAUACGACUAUGGACCUUCCAAAAUCCCCAAGCCGCAGUUGUUGUUCGAUCACAAGCCUGAUAACUCCGACUUGGGCCCUUUCCACCCUCUUCUCAAGAUCAAGCCUUAUGCCACCAUUCCACUUGAAAAGUCUCUGGCCCAACGACAAAUUGAUGGCUCAAAUGCGUACCCGCAUCCUUAUGAGACCGAGAUCCGCAAUGCCCAGUACCCCAAGUCUGUUUACCAGACAUCCCCUCCGAUCGAUUACCUCUCGUUCGAGGGCACAACCGCGACCUUUGUUGACACUUUGGAAGGAGUCAAGGAAAUGCUUGAAGAGCUGAAGCAGGCGAAGGAGAUCGCGAUUGAUCUGGAACACCAUGAUGUACACUCAUAUCACGGUCUUGUGUCCUUGAUGCAAAUCAGUACACGGAAUAAGGACUGGGUGGUCGAUACCCUAAAGCCAUGGAGAGAGGAGCUUCAGAUCCUCAACGAAGUCUUUGCGGAUCCCAAGAUUCUGAAGGUACUGCACGGAUCAACUAUGGAUAUCAUCUGGCUGCAGCGUGAUCUGGGAUUGUACGUGGUUGGCAUGUUCGACACCUUCCAUGCCGCGUCUGCACUGGGAUAUCCUAAGAGGAGCUUGAAGUACCUGCUCAAGAAGUUUGUUGACUUUGAAGCCGACAAGCGGUAUCAGAUGGCCGAUUGGCGUGUUCGUCCACUUCCAUCUGGCAUGUUCGACUACGCCCGAUCCGAUACUCACUAUCUUCUCUUCAUCUAUGAUUGUCUGCGAAACGCACUUAUUGAGGCAUCAACUCCACAAGAAAGCCUUAUUGACUACGUUCAAGAGCGCUCAAAGAACGAGGCCCUGCAAAAAUACGAACGCCCUGUCUAUGAUGCGGAGAAGGGCCAAGGUGCUGGGGGCUGGUAUGAUAUCCUUUCCAGAAACUCUGGGGGAGUGCUCUCGAGAGAGCAAUUUGCUGUCUUCAAGGCCAUCCACCAGUGGCGCGACGAGGUCGCUCGUGCCGAGGAUGAAGGCUGGCAGUGCGUGUUUCCCAAGCAUAUGCUUUUCAAGCUUGCUCAAGUCAUGCCUCUUGAUAUGGGGACCUUAUUGCGGACACUUUCGCCCAUGACCCCUCUUACAAAGAACAGGGCUGCGGAUCUGCUUGCCACCAUCAAGGAGGCAUAUGCUGCUGGGGCGACUGGUCCAGAAUGGCGCGAUAUCGCACCGCCGCCCAAGGCUCUUCGAGCGGCCGUGGCUGUCGAUCUGGAAGAUGUCGAUUUCCCUAUUGCUGAGCGUUACGAGACAUCUCAGUUUUGGGGAGAUGUUCUGCAAGUUCAAGAGCCCUCUGCCCCGGCUUCAUACUCUGCUGUUGCCUCACUGGAGGCUCUCCGACUUUCUCUCCCUCUGCCGCCUAUGCCUGCCACCGUCUCCGAAGCCCGUGAAACGCUUGGUAUCUCGGCAAAUGCCCAACCAUCUCCGACGCCUAAGGCUGCCCCUACCCCCGCGCCGGCCCCUGAAAUGCCCAAGUACUUCACAGUGAAAGAUCUCGGCGGUCCACGCAAACGGAAGGUCGCUGCAGUUGCCACUCCUGACGAAGAAUUUUCUACGCCUGAUAGCUUGGCCGGACCAAGCGAUGAAUCAGAGUUGACCGAAAAGCAGCGCAAAAAAUUGCGCAAGGAGAAGAAGAAGGCUAAGAAGGCUGCUAAAUCUGCCUCUCAAUCAGAGGCCGACUCGACUCCUUUUGACUAUUCUACUGCGGACUCAAUCCUCAAUGUGGCUCGCACAGCUGCAGCGAGCGCCCAGCCGAAGAAGAAGCCGUUCAAUCCCUACGCCAAGGCGUUGGAAGCUCCCUCAGGCGCACGCAAGCAAAAGCGGAACGAUGCUGGAAAGUCUUUGACCUUCCGCAAGUAG
Penicillium daleae is the source of this 2286-nucleotide messenger RNA. Its product is annotated as exosome nuclease subunit RRP6. Gene Ontology annotation, molecular function: nucleotide binding; 3'-5'-RNA exonuclease activity; nucleic acid binding. Gene Ontology annotation, biological process: TRAMP-dependent tRNA surveillance pathway; nuclear polyadenylation-dependent antisense transcript catabolic process; nuclear polyadenylation-dependent snoRNA catabolic process. The record is from RefSeq and is a predicted model, not a curated record. The transcript has a single exon. The coding region runs from base 1 to 2286 and encodes 761 amino acids. Gene Ontology annotation, cellular component: nuclear exosome (RNase complex); nucleolus. NCBI's taxonomy places the organism in Eukaryota, Fungi, Ascomycota, Eurotiomycetes, Eurotiales, Aspergillaceae.